This is a messenger RNA of Lonchura striata (white-rumped munia), 7183 nucleotides long. Lineage: Eukaryota; Metazoa; Chordata; Aves; Passeriformes; Estrildidae. The record is from RefSeq and is a predicted model, not a curated record.
GGCGCGCCGCAACCGGAGGAUGCUCGGGAUACCGGCGCCGCUGCCGCCGUCCGCCGCUUCCUGAGCGCCUCGCGCCCGGUCGGGACCGGACCCCGACCCCCCCCGAGGUUUUUUUUUGGGGGGGUGCCCAUGGGAUGUGAUGAGCUCCUCGGCGGUGCCGGCCUCAGCAGCGUGACCCCCCCCGCCCGGCGGGAUGGCUCGUUUCGGAGAGGAGGUGGCGGCCCGCUACGGGCCCGGCGGCGGCGGGAGCGGCCCCGGGGCGGCGGCGGGGGGCCGGGGAGCGGCGGGGGGGGGCCCGCGGCAGGGCCCCCCCGGGGCGCAGCGGCUCUACAAGCAGUCCAUGGCCCAGCGCGCCCGCACCAUGGCCCUGUACAACCCCAUCCCGGUGCGGCAGAACUGCCUCACCGUCAACCGCUCGCUCUUCCUCUUCAGCGAGGACAACGUGGUGAGGAAAUACGCCAAAAAGAUCACCGAAUGGCCUCCUUUUGAAUACAUGAUUUUAGCCACCAUCAUCGCGAACUGCAUCGUCCUGGCGCUGGAGCAGCACCUGCCCGACGAGGACAAGACCCCCAUGUCGGAGCGGCUGGACGACACGGAGCCGUACUUCAUCGGCAUCUUCUGCUUCGAGGCGGGGAUCAAGAUCAUCGCGCUGGGCUUCGCCUUCCACAAAGGCUCCUACCUGCGCAACGGCUGGAACGUCAUGGACUUCGUGGUGGUGCUCACGGGCAUCCUGGCCUCGGUGGGCUCCCAGUUCGACCUGCGGACGCUGCGGGCCGUGCGCGUGCUCCGGCCCCUCAAGCUGGUCUCGGGGAUCCCAAGUUUACAAGUCGUGCUGAAGUCCAUCAUGAAGGCGAUGAUCCCGCUGCUGCAGAUCGGGCUCCUGCUCUUCUUCGCGAUCCUCAUCUUCGCCAUCAUAGGAUUAGAGUUUUAUAUGGGCAAAUUCCACACCACCUGCUUCGACCUGGUCACAGACGAGAUCAAGGUGGAGGUCCCGUGCGGGACGGACGAGCCGGCGCGGAUCUGCCCCAACGGCACCAAGUGCAAGAAGUACUGGGAGGGGCCCAACUACGGCAUCACGCAGUUCGACAACAUCCUCUUCGCCGUGCUCACCGUCUUCCAGUGCAUCACCAUGGAAGGGUGGACCGACCUCCUCUACUAUGUGAGGGCCGGCCCCUCCCGGUGUCCGCCUUUCCCCUCCCGGUGCCCGCCCGACUAUGCAGAAUUCAUUUUCUUGGGACUCUUUAUGUCCGAAAUGUUUAUAAAAAUGUACGGGCUGGGGACGCGGCCUUACUUCCACUCGUCCUUCAACUGCUUCGACUGCGCCGUUAUCAUCGGAAGCAUCUUCGAGGUGAUCUGGGCCGUUGUGAAGCCGGGAACUUCCUUUGGGAUCAGCGUGCUGCGAGCUCUCAGGUUACUGCGCAUCUUCAAAGUCACCAAGUACUGGGCUUCCCUGCGGAACCUGGUGGUGUCCCUGCUCAACUCCAUGAAAUCCAUCAUCAGCCUCCUCUUCCUCCUCUUCCUCUUCAUUGUCGUCUUCGCCCUUUUGGGGAUGCAGCUCUUCGGGGGACAGUUCAAUUUUGAUGACGGGACCCCUCCCACCAAUUUCGACACUUUCCCAGCAGCAAUAAUGACGGUGUUUCAGAUCCUGACGGGAGAAGACUGGAAUGCGGUGAUGUACGACGGGAUCAAAUCUCAGGGUGGCGUCAAGGGCGGCAUGGUUUUCUCCGUCUACUUCAUUGUCCUCACCCUCUUUGGAAACUACACCCUCCUGAACGUCUUCUUGGCCAUCGCCGUGGACAACUUGGCCAACGCGCAGGAGCUCACCAAGGAUGAGCAGGAGGAGGAGGAAGCCGCCAACCAGAAGCUGGCCCUGCAGAAGGCCAAGGAGGUGGCCGAGGUCAGCCCGCUGUCCGCAGCCAACAUGUCCGUCACCAUGAAGGAGCAGCAGAAGAACCAGAAAUCCUCCAAGUCGGUGUGGGAGCAGCGCACGAGCGAGCUGCGGAAGCAGAACCUGCUGGCGAGCCGCGAGGCGCUCUACAGCGAGCUGGACCCCGAGGAGCGCUGGAAGGUUCCCUACGCUCGCCACCUGCGCCCGGACAUGAAGACGCACCUGGACCGGCCGCUGGUGGUGGAUCCGCAGGAGAACCGCAACAACAACACCAACAAGACGCGCCCCGGGGAGCCCCCGGGCGAGCCCCGCUUCGGGCCGCUCCGCGCCGAGGAGCUGCGCCGGCAGCAGCCGCCCCGUUACCCCGAGCACGGCGGCGGCCCCCGGCCCGCGGAGCCCCCCGCGGGACCCCCGGGCGGCCGCCGGCCCCGCAGCAGCAGCCGGGACCCGGAGCGGGAGCCCAGCCAGGAGCGCGGCUACGGCGACGGCGAGCGGCCCAAAGGGCGGCACCGCAGCCGCGACGGCCGCGCCGGGUCCCCGCCGGAGCGGGAGCACCGGCGGCACCGCGGGCACCGGAGAGGGCCCGAGGAGGGGGAGGAGGGAGCCCGGCCCGAGCGGCGGCCGCGGCACCGGGAAGGGGGGCGGCCGCCGCGGGGAGAGGGCGACGGGGAGCACGGGGAUGGCGAGCGGCGGAGGCGGCACCGGCACGGGCCGCCGCCCGGCUACGACGGCGAGGGCAGGAGGGACGACAAGGAGCGGCGGCACCGGCGGAGGAGGGAGACGCAGCCGCCCCCGGCGCCGUCGGGCCCCACGCUGUCCACCACCCGCCCCAUCCAGCAGGACCUGGGGCGCCGGGACCCCCCCGUGGCCGAGGACAUCGACAACAUGAAGAACAACAAACUGGCCACGGCCGAGCCCCCCGCGCCCCCCUCCGUGGGCAACCACACCCCCUGCCCCCCCGCCGGCCCCCCCCGCCGGCCCCCUCCCACCGCCAACCCCCCGCCCCCCGAAAACAGCCUGGUGGUCACCAACCCCGGGCCCCCCAACAACCCCUCCAAGGCGGGCGGCAAGCCCGAGCACACGGCCGUGGACAUCCCACCCCCCUUCCCGCCGCCCCCCAGCAACGCCCUGGUCCAAGUGAACAGGAACGCCAACCCCGAGCCGCUGCCCCGCAAGGAGGAGGAGGAGAAGAAGGAGGAGGAAGGCGACGGGCAGGACGAGAACGGCCCCAAGCCCAUGGUGCCCUACAGCUCCAUGUUCAUCCUCUCCACCACCAACCCGUUCCGGCGGCUGUGCCACUACAUCGUGAACCUGCGCUACUUCGAGAUGUGCAUCCUCAUGGUCAUCGCCAUGAGCAGCAUCGCGCUGGCGGCCGAGGACCCCGUGCAGCCCAACGCCCCCCGCAACAAUGUGCUGCGUUACUUUGAUUACGUCUUCACGGGGGUCUUCACCUUCGAGAUGGUGAUCAAGAUGGUGGAUCUGGGGCUGGUGCUUCACCAAGGUUCCUAUUUCCGGGACCUGUGGAACAUUCUGGAUUUCAUUGUGGUCAGCGGGGCACUGGUGGCCUUUGCCUUCACGAGCAGCUCACGGGGCAGCAGCAAAGGGAAGGACAUCAACACCAUCAAGUCCCUCCGCGUCCUUCGCGUGCUCCGGCCUCUGAAGACCAUCAAGAGGCUGCCCAAGCUCAAGGCCGUGUUUGACUGCGUGGUGAACUCGCUGAAGAACGUCCUCAACAUCCUCAUCGUGUACAUGCUCUUCAUGUUCAUCUUCGCCGUGGUGGCCGUGCAGCUCUUCAAGGGCAAGUUCUUCUACUGCACCGACGAGUCCAAGGAGUUCGAGAAGGACUGCAGGGGCGAGUACCUGGUGUAUGAGAAGGACAACGAGGUGAAGGCGCAGAAGCGCGAGUGGAAGAAGUACGAGUUCCACUACGACAACGUGCUCUGGGCGCUGCUCACCCUCUUCACCGUCUCCACCGGCGAGGGGUGGCCGCAGGUCCUCAAGCACUCGGUGGAUGCUACAUAUGAGAACCAAGGGCCGAGCCCCGGGUACCGCAUGGAGAUGUCCAUCUUCUACGUCGUCUACUUCGUGGUCUUCCCCUUCUUCUUCGUCAACAUCUUCGUGGCCUUGAUCAUCAUCACCUUCCAGGAGCAGGGGGACAAGAUGAUGGAGGAGUACAGCCUGGAGAAGAACGAGAGAGCCUGCAUCGACUUUGCCAUCAGCGCCAAGCCGCUGACCCGGCACAUGCCCCAGAACCGCCAGAGCUUCCAGUACCGCAUGUGGCAGUUCGUGGUGUCCCCUCCCUUCGAGUACACCAUCAUGGCCAUGAUCGCCCUCAACACCAUCGUGCUCAUGAUGAAGUUCUACGAUGCCUCUGACACCUACGAGAAUGUCCUCAAGAUGUUCAACAACGUCUUCACCUCCCUCUUCUCCCUCGAGUGUCUCCUCAAGAUCAUGGCCUUCGGUGUCCUGAAUUACUUCCGUGAUGCCUGGAACAUCUUCGACUUCGUGACGGUCCUGGGCAGCAUCACAGACAUCCUGGUGACGGAGUUCGGGAACAACUUCAUCAACCUGAGCUUCCUGCGGCUCUUCCGCGCCGCGCGGCUCAUCAAGCUCCUGCGCCAGGGCUACACCAUCCGCAUCCUGCUCUGGACCUUCGUCCAGUCCUUCAAGGCCCUGCCCUACGUGUGCCUGCUCAUCGCCAUGCUCUUCUUCAUCUACGCCAUCAUCGGGAUGCAGGUGUUUGGGAACAUCGGAAUUGAGGAGGAGGAUGACGAGUCGGCCAUCACCCAGCACAACAACUUCCGCACUUUCUUCCAGGCGCUGAUGCUGCUCUUCAGGAGUGCCACCGGCGAGGCGUGGCACGAGAUCAUGCUGUCGUGCCUCAGUGGCAAGCCGUGCGAUGAGAACUCGGGCAUCAAGGAGGACGAGUGCGGCAACGAGUUCGCCUACUUCUACUUCGUGUCCUUCAUCUUCCUCUGCUCGUUCCUGGGGUCUGUCCCGGUUUUGGGGGGCCGGGGGGGUCCCGCCCCCCCACUAACGUGUGUCUCUUGCAGCGGGCGCAUCCACUACCGGGACAUGUACAGUUUGUUGCGCGUGAUCUCCCCCCCCCUGGGCCUGGGCAAGAAAUGCCCCCAUAGGGUGGCCUGCAAGGUUCGCCCCCCCCCCAAAACCGACCCCCCCAAACCCCCCCAGCCACGCCGCCCCUCCCCCAGCCCCCGAAUGCGCUUCCUGGCGCCGGAUAUACAUCAUAUAUAUGGAAUAAACAUAUAUAUCAUGUAUAUGGACACACAGCCCCCCGGCAUGGAGACCCCCGGCUUCCCGCGGCCCCCCCGGGACACAGCAGACAAGGGGACGUGGGGACAUGGGGGACAUGGAGGGGGUGUGCGUGGGGACACGGGUCCCCACGGGGCUGGCGAGGCCGGGGUGUCCCGCGCAGAGCCACCCGUGUCACCCGCGUGUCACCCGCGUGUCCCCGCAGGUGGGGCGGACAAGCAGCAGAUGGACGCGGAGCUGCGCAAGGAGAUGAUCGCCAUCUGGCCCAACCUGUCCCCCAAAAACCUGGACCUGCUCGUCACCCCACACAAGUCCACCGACCUGACGGUGGGGAAGAUCUACGCGGCCAUGAUGAUCAUGGAGUAUUACCGGCAGAGCAAGGCCAAGAAGCUGCAGGCCAUGCGCGAGGAGCAGAACCGGACGCCGCUGAUGUUCCAGCGCAUGGAGCCACCGUCCCCCACCCAGGAGGGGCCCCCGGGACCGGACGCGGCGCCCACGGCGGAGCCGGCCGCGCGGGACGGGGACAUGAAGGAGAGCCAGUCCUGGGUCACGCAGCGCGCCCAGGAGAUGUUCCAGAGGACCGGCACCUGGAGCCCCGAGCGGGGACACCCCGACGAUGUCCCCAACAGCCGCCCCAACUCCCAGCUGGUGGAGAUGCGGGAGAUGCCCAAGGAUGGCCACUCGGACAGUGACUACUUGCCCAUGGAGGGGCACGGCCGCGCCGCCUCCAUGCCCCGGCUGCCUGCCGACACCCAGACCAUCGCGGACUCGAGCCCCAUGAAGCGCUCGGCGUCGCUGCUGGGCCACUCCCGCGCCCGCGGCGUUCGCCUGGACGAUUUCUCCCUGGAGCGGGUCCCCCCCGGCGAGGACGGCCAGCGCCACCACCCCCGCCGUGGCCACCGCGGCCACCGCGCCUCCGAGCGCUCCCUCAGCCGCUACACCGACGGCGACACAGGGCUGGGCACGGACCUGAGUGUCACCACGCAGUCGGGGGACGCCCCCGCCAAGGAGCGGGACCCCGAGCGGGGGCGGCCCAAGGACCGGCGGCACCGGCACCACCACCACCAUCACCACCACCACCACCACGGGGGCGGCGCCGGGGGGGACCGCGACCGCGGCGUGCCCCCCCCCGAGCGCCACGACUACGGGCGGCCCCGCUCCCGGGACCGCCGCUGGUCCCGCUCGCCCAGCGAGGGCCGGGAACACGCGGCCCCCCGCCAGGGCAGCAGCUCGGUCAGCGGCAGCCCGGUGCUCUCCACGUCCGGGACCAGCACCCCCCGCCGCACCCGCCGCCAGCUCCCGCCGACCCCCGCCACGCCGCGGCCCCACGUCUCCUACUCGCCCGCCGCCCGCCGCCCCCCCCCCCCCGCGGGCCCCACCGCGACGCGGAGCCGCCGCCACCGCUGCCGCUCGACGGACGCGCCCCCCGCGCCCCCCGCGGCACCGUCACCCCCGGUGGGGGCGGCCCGUCGCCCCCCCGGCCCGCCCGGCGGCUGCCGAACGGGUACUACCCGGGCCACGGCGCCGGGAAGGGGCGGCCCGGGCUCCGCGACCCCUACAGCGAGACGGACGAUGACUGCUGCUAGCGGCGCCUCCCACGGCGUGUCGCGACAGGGCGCGCACGCGGCCGGCAUAUCGCGACAGGGCGCUCCGCCACGUGUCGCGGCCAGGGGGGUGGGAGUCGCCACCCACACCGCACCCCCCCCCCCGCCCGCUCCCGGGGUUUUGGAUGAGUUUUAUCAUCUGGAGGAGCCGCCGCCGCCGCGGGGGGGGGCGGCCCCGGGGACCCCCGAGACUCCCCGGGACCCCGCGAAGCUCCCGGGGGAGCCCCCCGGCCGGGAGGAGCCGCCGGGGCGGGAGCGGAGCCCGGGAGGCUCCGGGAUGGGCACCGGGUACCGCCACCGGCAACAGCGGGAACGGGCACCGGGAACACCGGGAACGGGCAACCGGCCCCCCACCCCGCCCGAGGCACGGAGGCGGCAGAACCGGGGCCGCCGCCAUUGCAUGAACCGAAACCAUUAA